This is a messenger RNA of Ochotona princeps (American pika), 558 nucleotides long. RefSeq names its product small integral membrane protein 10-like protein 2A (gene SMIM10L3). The record is from RefSeq and is a predicted model, not a curated record. The coding region runs from base 1 to 207 and encodes 68 amino acids. NCBI's taxonomy places the organism in Eukaryota, Metazoa, Chordata, Mammalia, Lagomorpha, Ochotonidae. The transcript has 2 exons.
AUGGCGGCGGCUCUGUCGGGCCUGGCUGUCCGGCUGUCGCGCUCGGCCGCCGCCCGCUCCUAUGGGGUCUUCUGCAAGGGGCUGACCCGCACGCUGCUCAUCUUUUUCGACCUGGCCUGGCGGCUGCGCAUCAACUUCCCUUACCUCUACAUCGUGGCUUCCAUGAUGCUCAACGUGCGCUUGCAGGUCCACAUUGAGAUCCACUGAAGGGCCUGCCCUGACUGACCGCGGCUGGACUGUGUGCACACGUGCCUCGGAGUACCCAGCAUGAAGGACCUGAGAGGGACGCUAGGCACUUGCCGAGCUGGCAUGGUGGCAGAAAGAGGAGACCACCGGGACAGACUGCUGCGGGGCCUGGAUAGAACCCAGAAGCCGGCCCGUAGGGACAGGACGUCCCAGAGCCAGGCCUCGGGGUUGGAGAAGAAGUGGGCCCCGAGCCUCCCCGACCUCUUGCUCCACCAAGGGCCAGCAGGAAGAGACUCCGUCCGCGCAGCCGCAGGAGCGCCAGUGGCCGCCACGACCAUGUGCGCCAGCGAGGCUCUGGAGUGGGGCUGGCCA